Messenger RNA from Tupaia belangeri chinensis (Chinese tree shrew), 1227 nucleotides. RefSeq names its product protein phosphatase, Mg2+/Mn2+ dependent 1N (putative) (gene PPM1N). The record is from RefSeq and is a predicted model, not a curated record. Gene Ontology annotation, biological process: protein dephosphorylation. NCBI's taxonomy places the organism in Eukaryota, Metazoa, Chordata, Mammalia, Scandentia, Tupaiidae. Gene Ontology annotation, molecular function: protein serine/threonine phosphatase activity; magnesium ion binding; manganese ion binding.
AUGGCGGCCCUUGUCCGCCUGCUGGAGCGUCUCCUCUGGCCUGCUCUCAAGGAAGAGGAGGCCGAAGGACUCAGGGCCCCCAGCAAAAGUCGGUCUCUUCUGGACGUGAGGCGAUGCGCUCAGCGGCCGCAUGGGGGUGCGGCAGCGUCGUGGAGGCUGAGCUUCGGGGCGAGCGCCGUGCAGGGCUGGCGCGCACUAGUUGAGGAUGCGCACUGCGCUUGGCUCGCGUUGCCUAGUCUGCCUCCAGGCUGGGCUUUCUUCGCCGUCCUCGACGGCCGCGGCGGGGCGCGAGCUGCCCGCUUUGUCGCGCGCCACCUGCCAGACCACGUGCCGGAGACUCUGGACCUGGCGCCGGACAAGCCCGAGGGCGUGCGUCAGGCUCUGCGCCGAGCCUUCUUGAGCGCCGACGAACGCCUGCGCGCUCUCUCUGUGGCGUUGCUUAUCUCCCCGAGCUCUGUGUACCUGGCUCUCCUGAGCCGCGCUGGCGCUGUCGCCUUCAGCACCGAGCACCGGCCCCUUCGGUCCCGGGAACGCGAGCGCAUCCACGAUGCGGGCGGCAUGAUCUACCGCCGGCUCGUCGAGGACGCUCUAGCCGUGUCGCGAGCAUUGGGCGACUUUGUCUACAAGGACGCCCUGGGGAGGCCCCCCGAGUUGUGGCUCCGUGCUGCGGAGCCUGAGGUGGCCGCACUGGCACGCUGGGAUGAGGACGAAUUCAUGCUCCUAGCUUCUGACGGCGUGUGGGACUCGAUGUCUGGUGCUGCUCUGGUGGAAGUGGUGGCGUCACGCCUCCUGGGCCUACCCCCAGAGCUUCUCUGUGCGCAGCUGUUGGACACGUGUCCAGGCAGCCUGGACAACAUGACCUGCAUCCUGGUCUGCUCCCCGGGAGCACCUAGGCCUUGCGAGGAGGCAGUCAGGAGGGAGCUAGAGCUGGACGCAGGCCUGGGCAGCAGAGUCCAGAGGAAGGUGGGGGGCCAAGCAGGGACAGUUCAUAAUCCUUGCCUCUUCUCAGAGCUGUGCACCUCUGCUCAGGAGCCCCUCUCCCUCUCCAGCCUAAAUGCAGUUUUCAGGACUCUGGCCUCCUGGGGAAGGGCUGUUCUGCAAGAACUAAGGAAGAAAACUGCCCUCUUCCUCAGCAACGCGGACCAGCGGGAGGAAGACAGGCUGCAGGAGGAACCCCAGAACAUUUAUUUCCCCUUCUCCCACUUCCCUCUCGCAGAAGAGGCUUGA